Messenger RNA from Brugia pahangi, 2022 nucleotides. The record is from the annotation of a GenBank genome assembly. Lineage: Eukaryota; Metazoa; Nematoda; Chromadorea; Rhabditida; Onchocercidae.
AUGUCGCGGACUGCCUUUUUAAGAUCUUGCUCUUCCACUUUACGAAAUUCGUUAAGAUACUUGCAAAUGGGUAAUUAUGUUCCCGAAAAGGGAAUUUUUGGUGAGGAAUUGCUGAAGCAUCCAUCCGGAUUCAAAUUACUGAAUGAAAAAGUGAGGAAACGGUCCUUCGAAUUGGUUGAUAAAAUCGUCAAUCGAAAAUGUGAUAAAAAAGUUGUUGAAGUUUUUGAUGAUUUAUCAAAUGAAAUAUGUAGCGCUGCUGAUUUGGCCGAAUGCGUUCGAAAUAUGCAUUCAAUUAAAGAAUUUAGUGCAGCAGCAGAAGAAAGCAUGAAAGAUUUCACUGAACUUGUGGAAAGUUUAAAUACCAGAUCUGAUUUGUAUAAGGCAUUGAAAGACUCAUUAGAGGCAGAGAGUAGUUCUUUGACAGAUAUCGAUAAACGCACUGCUAUGUUAUUCCUCGAUGAUUUUGAACAAGCUGGUGUCAAUCUACCUCAAACUCAGAAGUGUGAAUACGUAAGACUUAGCAAGGAGAUUUUUAUGGUUGGUUCAGAAUUUACGCAUGGUGCCGAAUUACCUGUUAUGGUUGCACCAUUUUAUAGUAAAAUGUAUAGAGUGAAGCGACAUCUCUAUAGUCCGAAUGCACUUGCAGUUAGUCGGAGUACCAGGCAGUGGUCAUAUUCUACCUAUUACUCAUAUAAUGAGGAGCAAGAGAAACGCUUACGCCACCUAAUUACUUGUCGACAUUUGUUGGCUCAGCUUACAGGAUACCAAUCCUAUGCUCAUCGUGCUCAACAGACUUCGUUGCUUGGUUCAUAUGAAAAUGCUCACGACUUCUUGAUUGAAGUCAUUAAAUCAUGUCAACCAGCAGCCGAACAGGAAUUAGCCGUAUUGGCUGAUGUUUUAGCUCAGGUAGAAUCAAAGCGAGAGCAUCUCUGUGAAUCUGAUUUAACAUAUCUUUGUAUGCUGUAUCGCGAGAAUGCUUUUGGUCAGUUACAACAUCUUUCCAGGUAUUUCUCGUUUAGCAAUCUUCUAAAAGGGUUCGAAUUGAUUGCAAAACGAUUGUACAAUGUUUCUUUUUCAUUUCUGACACCUAUUGCUGGAGAAAUUUGGCCAGGAAAUAUUAUUAAGAUUAAUGUUUUUCAAGACAAAAAUGAGUUUUUGGGAACGAUUUACAUCGAUAUUCAAGACCGACAAACGAAAACAGCAGGAGACUGUCAUUUUACUGUUCGUUGCUCCAAGCAGUUAGACGAUGGUUCAUAUCAAACACCAAUCGUUGUUUUAUCAUUGUCAUUAACAAAAGGAUUGGAAAGUAUUGAAAAUAUUUUUUUGAGUCCUCAUCAAGCUGAAAAUUUUUUCCAUGAAAUGGGUCAUGCGAUGCAUUCAAUGCUUGCUCGCACUCAGUACCAACAUGUGGCUGGAACUCGCUGUUCAACUGAUAUGGCAGAAGUUCCAUCCAAUUUAAUGGAAUAUUUCUUCAAUAACAUUGAUGUUUUACGCGAAAUAGCGAAAGAUAAUCACGGACGUCCGAUAAGCGUCGAAGAUGCUGCUUCUCUCAUAACAUCACGAUUCGCUUUCACAUCACUGGAAAUGCUACAACAGGCUGUAUAUAGUCUUUUUGAUCUUGAAGCCCAUGGUGGCAAUGCUGAGGGUAUAAUGAAUGGUCGAGUUUCAACAGCUGAUCUGUAUGCAUCAAUUUGGUCGGUAGUUUUUCCAAAUGUUAAGAAGGAGACAAGUUCCGCUUGGCAUCACCGAUUUGCACAUUUGGUACCAUAUGGUGCAAAAUACUAUUCCUAUUUAGUAGCAAGAGCUGCAGCUUCGUUGAUUUGGAAUACCAGAUUUCGUGAUUAUCCAUUUUCCAGGGAAAACGGCCUUGCGUGGGCAAAAGUGUUAUCGAAAGGUGGCUCGUUACCCUCAGCUGAUCUAUUGAAUUCGGCGCUUGGUUACUGGCCAACAGUGCAGAAUUUAGCAACGGCACUGAAGGAGGAAGCUGACCAAACUUGCCAACGUUCAGCCGUCAGUGUAUAA